AUGUCACAAUACACUCAGAAGGACCUGAAGCUGUUGUUAGUAGACAUGAAGGAGGACAUGUUGAAAGAAGCGAUCGUUAAAGCGGAAGAAGCGAUUGAUAAAUUCAAACUCCUGAUGGAAAUUGCGGAGUUUAUAAAAACUAGCUUCGACAGCAUGUUCCUGCCGCCGUGGCAUGUGAUCGUUGGUCAGAAGUUUGGCUCUCGUGUUACACAUGAAAUUGGAACGUUGGCGUACUUUAUUCUAGGCAACAUGGCUUUCUUCAUUUUUAGAGGAUUAGAAGAGUAA
Messenger RNA from Soboliphyme baturini, 285 nucleotides. The record is from the annotation of a GenBank genome assembly. NCBI's taxonomy places the organism in Eukaryota, Metazoa, Nematoda, Enoplea, Dioctophymatida, Soboliphymatidae.